GGAUUUAGUGAAAUUCAUAAAGCUAUCUGGUCAGAUGGGCCUAUUUUUAGUUGGAAUUUUGACAAACAACAAUGGAAUAGACAAGCAUGUUAUGAGGUUAUUCUCAAAACACUUAAUAAUUCAUCAAGUUUAAAUAGUGAAUUUCUGGAUGAGUGGAAAUAUCAUUAUAAUUGUCAGAAAAAGUCAUUUUCGAAAUUUAUUCAAUUUUUUGGAAUUACCCAAGAUCCAAAUAAUUUAAAUUAUAUAAUAGUAAUAAGUUAUGCAAAAAAAGGAAGUUUGAGAAAAUGUUUAUCUGAUAUAAUUAAAUUCAAUUGGCAAGAAAAGUUACAAUUAUUGAAAAAAAUAAUAUUAGGACUUAAAGUAAUCCAUGAAUCAAAUUUAACUCAUGGUGAUUUUCAUGAUGGUAACAUUUUAAUAUCAGAUAAUUAUAAUGAGUCAUUUAUUAUUGAUUUAGGAUUAUGCAAACCUAUAAGUGAUUUACAAGAUUCUGGUAAUAAA
Molecule: messenger RNA, 498 nt
Organism: Rhizophagus irregularis DAOM 181602=DAOM 197198
Lineage: Eukaryota; Fungi; Glomeromycota; Glomeromycetes; Glomerales; Glomeraceae
Source: RefSeq, a predicted model, not a curated record